This is a messenger RNA of Eremomyces bilateralis CBS 781.70, 1289 nucleotides long. RefSeq names its product Clavaminate synthase-like protein. Bases 102 to 971 code for a protein of 289 amino acids. The transcript has a single exon. The record is from RefSeq and is a predicted model, not a curated record. Lineage: Eukaryota; Fungi; Ascomycota; Dothideomycetes; Eremomycetales; Eremomycetaceae.
CUGGUAUUUAUAAGAUUGAGUCCCUGGUUGUGUGUAUACUGCCCGUUAGGACUCUUUCGCUGCUGUUCAAAAGAUAUCAGAUAUCUCCAGAAACCGUAACCAUGUCCACCGUUUCGUUGUCCGAACUGGGACGAUAUCAGUCCAUUCCUGAGACGAAGGUCGACCUACCCUAUGCAGACCUCAUCACACUGGACCUAUCAAAGUUUGACCAACCUGGAGGGAAAGAAGCUCUAGCGCAGCAACUCCACCAUGCCAUCCAUACCGUGGGAUUCUUCUACCUCAAGAAUUUCGGACUCAGUGACGAAGAGGUAGAAAGGCAAUUUGACCUUGCCAUUGACCUCUUCUCCCUUCCUCUGGACGAGAAGCUAAAGUACCCGAUCACGAACGAGUUGAAGGGUGGGCCGUUGGGAUAUAAGCCCCGAGGCGUGAGGAAAGGCGCGCAUGGAUUGAUGGACAACAGCGAGAUCUAUGACGAUCCGAAAUAUAUCGACUUCUUCGAGCCGCGAGGGCGACCCGAGCCGUUUCAGCAAGCGAAGGUCGACACGGAGAAGUUCUGCAGACAUAUCCAUGAACACAUGCUCAAGCGGCUGCUGAUCCUCGUCGCCAUCAUCAUGGAGCUGGAGGAUGAGGAGGCGUUAUGGAAGAUCCACGAUUACUCCAAGGUUUCGAACUGCCACAUGAGGUACAUGGUGCAGCAUCCUCGGACGCCGGAGGAAAUCGAGAUCAUGAGGGCGAAGGGGGGGGAAGAGGUGAUAUAUGGACACACGGACUUUGGCACGUUCACGUUUCUGUUUCGGCAGCCGAUCGCUGGGUUGCAGGUUCGUUUGGAAGAGGAGAAAGAGUGGCGAUGGGUGAAGCCGGUGGAUGGUGCGUGCGUCGUCAAUGUUGCGGUAAGUGUCAACUCGUCAGCCAAUGCAAGGAUCGAAGUAAAUGCUAACUGCAUUGGAUUGGUUGUCUGCAGGAUACAUUGAGUUUCCUGACAGGGGGGUAUCUGAAGAGCUCUAUUCACCGGGUGGUACUGCCUCAGGAAGACCAACGGCACCUUCCACGCGUCGGCGUGAUAUACUUUUCGAGGCCAGGUAUGACAGAAUGCCCCUGAGCAAUUCUGAGUUCUUGAGCUCACUCUGCACCUUCUAAUGCAUAACUGACAAGUGCUGCAGAGGAAGAGACGCUGUUAAAGCCUGUGGAUUCGCCUGUCAUCCGUCGCGUAGGCAACAAGUCCGUAUUGCCACCGAAUAACGCUCUCACAUCAGCGGAAUGGGUUCAGGCGCGGUAUGCCAAUAUCCCUG